This is a messenger RNA of Tremella mesenterica DSM 1558, 2392 nucleotides long. RefSeq lists its product as uncharacterized. Gene Ontology annotation, biological process: transmembrane transport; carbohydrate transport. Gene Ontology annotation, molecular function: carbohydrate:proton symporter activity. The record is from RefSeq and is a predicted model, not a curated record. The transcript is spliced from 12 exons. Gene Ontology annotation, cellular component: membrane. Bases 433 to 2154 code for a protein of 573 amino acids. Lineage: Eukaryota; Fungi; Basidiomycota; Tremellomycetes; Tremellales; Tremellaceae.
CUCCUGUACUCUACUUCAUCUCCUUCUGUUCAUAGACAAUACACCCGACAUUGUCUACAAAUCUCAAGUACUACAUCAACAAACUCAAGCCAGGCUUAAUCACACACACCAAGUCAGUAUGACCCAACACCGACGUUUGGCAGACAAAAACUAUCAAGUCUCAGCAAUGGAAAGAUCGAAUCAGAAAAAACCUGUGAAAGCUUCUUUUAUAGAAAACCAUGAAUAGGUUUCAACACCUUUUCUAUGGGAGGCAACGCGGGUGCCGAUAAAGUCAACCUUGAAUUCUACUCGCUUUCUCUUUAUGAGACAAGAGAGUAGGAUGAUAGGGAAGAAUAAAAAGAUAAUCUUCAUCCAUGACCCUACUUUCUUUUCUUCGUACUUUGAUUUCUAUCAAAGUAUGAAGAGAAGAAUGUGGUGGGGAAUGGUGAAGAAAUGUCUAUAGAGAAAAAAAAAAGACUUUAUCGAGCUGAGAUCAUACCGUGCGAGCGGAUCAGGAUAAUGCCUGCGUCGCGAGUUGCUUUUUCUAUAGAAUUGAUUGCUUAUUCUUUAGGAGUUAAGAUGGGGGAUUGGCAUAACAUCCCCAAUGCGAGCGACAAACUCAAAUGGUACCAGAACAAGGGAGCGCUCAAGCUUAAUUUCUUUCUGAGUAUCAUCAUGGUUGGCAUGGUCUUGAAUGGAUACGACGGUACUCUCAUCUCUGGUUUACAAGCUUUCGACUCGUGGCAGGAAGAUCUCAACUACCCCACUGGGGCUCGAUUGGGAUUGCUCAAUGCCGCAGGAUGUAUCUCUGGAUUCGUCGUUGGACCCAUUAUUAGUUACAUUGACGAUACAUUUGGUCGUCGUUGGGGCGUUCGAUUUUAUGGAUAUACGAUCGUCAUCGGUACCGUUAUCAGUGUCAUUGCCGGGGUGUCGAAAGUCAAUGGCUAUGCUAUAUUCAUCUGCGGUAGGGUCAUCAUUGGCUUUGGUCUAGCUUCAUUCCUCAUGACAUCUCUGGUGGUUGUUCAAGAGAUCACUCAUCCGAGAACCCGUUCUAUCAUUGCACAUUCAUGGAACUCAUACUACAUCCUAGGAUCUGUCAUCGCCUCCUGGGUAAACUUUGGUUGUUCAUACAUGACCGGUUCAUGGGCAUGGCGUAUCCCUUAUCUAAUCCAACUACCAAUGGCUUUGUACGUUUUAGUCGCUGUACAAUUCGUACCGGAAACUCCCAGAUUCCUUAUUGAUAAAGGACGCGAAGAGGAAGCUUUGGCUUUUUUGGUAGAACUGCAUGGGAAUGGUAACCCGGAUGAUGAGUUGGUGAGGUUUGAAUUUGCGGAAAUUACCACUGCUUUGAGUAAAGAGAAGGAAGCAAAAGCGGAGAAAUGGAGUACGGUCUUGAGGAGUAGGUCGAAUAGGUACAGGUUAGGAUUAGCUGCUUUGAUGACUUUUUUGACUGUCAUGUCUGGGUCCUCAAUCAUCUACUUCUACUAUAGCAUAGUAUUCACCCAAGUCGGAAUUACAGACCCAACCACUCAAACAGGUAUCAAUGCCGGUUUAUCCGUUUUCACUUGGUUUUGUCAAAUCGCAGCUGUUUUCAUUGGGAAACGAGUGGGAAGGAAGACUAUAGUACUGUGGAUUUGGCCUUGUUUGUUCUUAGCUUUGAUUGGAUUAUGCGCUGCGGGUGGUGUGGCUGCUCAUCAACUUGAUGGUGGUAGUUCUAGUGUUGGUGUGGCUACGGUCGUUUUGGUUUGGAUUUAUUUAGGUUGUUUCAACGCUUCUAACCCUGUCAUAUACUCUUACCCUGCCGAAAUCCAAACUUACUCUAUGCGCGCUAAAGGUCUUUUGGUGUGGAACACGGUUCAACAGCUCGAAGGUGCCUAUGUGACGUUUGUAGAUGCGGUGGCACUCGAUUCUAUCGGAUAUAAAUAUUAUGCUGUUUAUUUACCUUUGGUGGCUAUUCAAUGGGUUUUAUGUUAUUACUUCAUGGUGGAAACCAAGGGUUACACACUCGAGGAAAUCGCCAUCGCUUUCGACGGCAGAUCAGCCCUCUCUACCGGAGUAUCCUCUGACACGGAGAUCGGACCCGUAGAAAGGGUAGAUUGGGAUACCAGGGCUAUCAACCCUGAUGAAGAUGUGGAAGGGGAUGAUAAAGGUAAAGAUUUGGAGGUGGGAAAGUGAUUUCUUUGAUCGAGCCCAGUCGAUGGAUCCGCUUCUCCUAGGUAGAACAUGACUGUAGUGGAGCAGGGGUAAGGGGGGCAGGGGGGAAAACAUGUUGGGUGAUGUGGAGAAUAAACAUGAUCUGAUAAAUGGAAAAUUGUCUUGGUAGACUGAGGAUUGAUGAAUUGUGAAUUUGUCUUUGUCUAUGGUAGAAAAGGUCUUUAUAGUGGUGAUGUGAAAUCUUGUUGAAUGUCGCUUU